AUGGUCACCUUCGACGCCAUCUCGUUCCCCGCCGACGACCGCCCGCCCUACGUCGUCCCACUCAUGACCAGCGCACUCACCUUCUCCGCCACCGCCGAGCCCUACCGCUGCGGCCGCAUGCCGCACCCAGAGGUCUACAUGGACUACAUUGCCGACCAGCUCGGGUCUCGGGCGUGGCGCUUCCAUCUCGUAGAAGCCCUCGACGGCAUGCUCCAGAAGUUCGCGACGCCCUACAUCGUCUUCUACCCGGUCGUCUCGCGUGAUGGCAUGCCGUUCCCUGUGAACAAGUGCAUCCGCGAAAUUGAGGGCGACAGGUUCGUCGAGGCGAACGCGUGGCGGGGCAACCUCGUCGUGGCGAAGUACAAGGACACGAAGUACUCCACGAUGAUCGAUGCCUCAAUGGCGGAUUUCCCAAUCAUCAAGAACUACCUGUCUACUCACCUAGCGCCGUCGUAG
This is a messenger RNA of Trametes versicolor FP-101664 SS1, 456 nucleotides long. RefSeq lists its product as uncharacterized. NCBI's taxonomy places the organism in Eukaryota, Fungi, Basidiomycota, Agaricomycetes, Polyporales, Polyporaceae. The record is from RefSeq and is a predicted model, not a curated record. The transcript is spliced from 2 exons. The coding region runs from base 1 to 456 and encodes 151 amino acids.